Penicillium griseofulvum is the source of this 1104-nucleotide messenger RNA. RefSeq names its product Spg1/Tem1 GTP-binding protein. Gene Ontology annotation, biological process: regulation of exit from mitosis. Lineage: Eukaryota; Fungi; Ascomycota; Eurotiomycetes; Eurotiales; Aspergillaceae. Gene Ontology annotation, molecular function: GTPase activity; GTP binding. Gene Ontology annotation, cellular component: spindle pole body. The transcript has 4 exons. Bases 1 to 1104 code for a protein of 367 amino acids. The record is from RefSeq and is a predicted model, not a curated record.
AUGGAGUUCCCUCGGCCUAAUCUGGAGCCUCUUGCUGCCUCUGAAGUGGGAGCGCCCGGUGUUCCUGCUGUUGCGGAAUCGGACCAGAUAGCCCCAGAGGUUCAGGCGCAACAGGCACAGGAGCAAACACACGGACAGGGACAGGAGAUUCCACCCGAGCAGCAGCCUCUCGAACGACCUGUAGGCCAACCUCUGGAGCAGCCUGCAUCUGUCAUGGUCAAUGUCGAAGAGCCGGCUUCCGACCACACAAUCAGCCGUGCUGCUAUCAACAAUGGCUAUAACAGCGACUCGAAGGCGCAUUACCACUCCCGAUCGACCGAUUUCCAUCAAUCUGCUCCCGAAUAUGCUGCCCAAGAUACCGAUCAGUCACGCCAAAACUCCUCUCCAUUGCUCAGCCACCACCCCCUACCCGUUCCCAACUCCAGACCCGGAUCUGGACUCUCCAGUGGCCCAGAACGUGCCUCUGGUGUUUCCCAGUUGCAGCAACCAGACUCCAGCCAGCGCCAAGCUGCCCAGGCUAACAAGAACAGUGUGGUGAUUAAAGUUGGUAUGGUAGGCGAUGCACAGAUCGGAAAGACCAGUCUGAUGGUCAAAUACGUUGAGGGCAGCUGGGAUGAGGAUUACAUCCAGACAUUGGGUGUCAACUUUAUGGAAAAGACAAUCUCGAUCCGCAACACUGAAAUCACCUUCUCUAUUUGGGAUCUUGGUGGCCAGCGCGAGUUUGUUAAUAUGCUACCGCUUGUCUGCAAUGACGCCGUUGCAAUUCUUUUCAUGUUUGAUCUCACUCGCAAGAGUACAUUGAACUCAAUUAAGGAGUGGUACCGCCAGGGACGUGGCUUCAAUAAAACAGCCAUUCCCUUCCUGGUGGGCACCAAAUAUGAUCACUUUGUGAACUUCCCCCGAGAAGAUCAGGAAGAGAUCUCCAUUCAGGCCAAGCGAUUCGCUAAGGCCAUGAAGGCGAGUCUGAUAUUUAGCAGCACCAGUCACAGCAUCAAUGUGCAAAAGAUUUUCAAAAUCGUUCUAGCCAAGGCAUUCGAUCUAAAGUGUACCAUCCCCGAGAUCGAGAAUGUUGGCGAGCCCCUGCUCCUCUACAAGAAUGUCUAA